CUGUCUUUGUCCAUCCCUCCAUCUCCUCCAUCCAAUCCUCUUCCUCCUCUUCCUCCUCCUCCUCCUCCUGCUGUCCUUGGAGCUGCUGUUUCGGGUCCAGGCUGCAGUGUUCUGCUGAGUAGCGGUGAAACAGCACUCGCUUGUCAGCAGACAGCUCUCAGCUGAGUCCCAGAGCCCCUCAGGAGGGAAACUACGGCUCCCAGAAUCCUCCGCUGCAGCCCCAAAGUCGGUGCAGAUCCGAGAGGAACCCCAGAGGAACUCUGGGAGACGUGGUCCGACUCCAUCAGCUGCUCCCGGAGGCAGAGGGAGGAGAGGCUGACGUGCCAUGACAACAGUCGGAGGGAGACGCGCUGAGAGAUAAUCACAGAGCCAUGUCUGCAGGCCUGGAGGACACAGACAACGUGUUCGACCUGAACGAGGCCGUCCCAGAGACGGAGCUGCUGGACAACAGCAUCCAGAAGGGCCGGGCCCAGCUGUCCGUCAAAACGCGCCGCCACCGGCCCUCGCGCUCCCGUUACCGUGACAGCGUGAGCUCCACGGAGGGAGACGACGGCUUCGACAGGAAGGAAAGUCCGGUACAGUCCGCGCGCUCACCUCUACACCUGGCCAUGAGAGGCUCCUCCCCCUCACCUGAUUUACUUGUAUCGUCCCGAAGCCCCGCCUUUUCCUUCGACGCAUCGCUGGGGCGUCGGUCUCCAGAGGACGAGGGCGCCUCAUUGGUCGCUCCACCACGGGGGCGGUACCAUCAGUUGACCAACGCCACGUCACAGGAGGCGCUGGUAACGCCGAGCAGCUCGCCGUCUAAAUCCUGCCCCUCCUCCGACUGCUCACCUGUAUACAUGAGGAGGAACAGGAGGCCGGACAGCGAAGUUCUGGUUUCUGACACAAGCCGAGACACGAGUCCAGCCGAUCCCGGCAGUCCGACCGUCGUCUUUGAUAAGAAGACAAAGAGACGUUUCCUGGAUUUAGGGGUGACGCUCAGACGUUCCUACAUCAGAGUGAGGAAAGAUAAAUCCAACAGGCUCUCCGUGGGCAGCAGAGAACCGUCUGAGAGUCCGUCUCGGUCCUCUGGAUCCUUCGUCUCGUUUUCCUGGUUCACUGAAGGUCGGGGGUCCUUCUCAUCCUCUGGGACUCCUCCAUGUUCCCCCAAAAUCCCCCCGCUGGGCUCCCAGAGACCCAGGAAGUCCCACUCACAGGUACUUUCUUCUUUAGGCCUGAAGUACGAGGUCCAGAAUAUGUUUCGGAACGAGAAGUAAAGAGUUUUUGCAGUUUUGGAUGUACUUGAAUGCAUCAUUUUGCAGCUGACUUUUUUUCAGACCCAGACUAAAUCACAAGAAAACAUUUUAACAGCUAGUUUAGAGAACUAUUAUGUAAAAUUUACAUUUUGGAUGUUUUUGUUCUUCUGUUUGGGUCACAAGUGCUUCUAAAACAACCCAAGCAAUUAAAAAAUCUCACAUAGCCAUUUUGAGGCAGUUAGUGUUUUUUGGUGUCUGGAAAAUGAGCCGUUUCAAAAACCUAGUGAUUGUUGAGCCACAUUCAACAGGCAACGUGCCGUUAUCUAGCAACCCCAGAUGAACCUAAGCCAACCCAAGCUGACCUGCAGCACAUUUGGUCAGCUAGUUUUACAAUUGUAUGUAUGUGCGGUUGUACAAUGGCUGCUGGAAAAGACAAGUGUUUUCUUGUUGAAACCACUUGCUGCAUUCUGGUUGGUUGUGGAGAAGGCUCUACUUGCUUUUCAAAGAUGUAUGAUUAUAUAAUUGUGUAUCUGCUUGCAGCCAUUUUCAUGUGAGUAAAGGUUGAGUUGGGGGCGUGGCUAGCAACAGCUUACUUGGACUUAAAGUGACCGAAUCCCUGAAACAGAUCAUUCUGACCUAAGACAUAAAAAUCUCAUUAUCUAAGAAUGAUUAGUGGAAAAAAAAAUAAAAUAAAAUAAUGAACAUGUUUUGUAUAGUCCAUAAAUCUAUCCUGACCUGAUCAGGGAAGCAUAAUACAAUUUUAGGCUGCAUCAAUGUUUAGUGUGCUUUACUUGAACUCUAGUUUGUUUGUCUAGAGGUUCGUUUGGGGACGUGCGAAUGUCCAAUCAAACUCUGAUCCGGACAAAAAACAAAAAAAAAACUCUGCUCUGCCUACAAUCCUAGGUCUCAGUUCGGUUGAAGUGAACUGAUUUGAUGGAGCAGUGUCUAUUUGCAGCAGGUUCUGAUUGGUUGACGGGGUCACAUGACCCGCCAGCUGCGGUUUGCUUUGCGGUCAGUGAAAUAUGUGCUGGUCAGAUUCAGCAGGAAGCUCCGGUUUCCGACUCCUCUCCUCCGCAGCAGAGAUCCUCCAGCAGGAGCCGCAGAGCGAUGUCUCACUCUGAGGCGAAUGCUGGAGUCUGUCUGCUCUGCUGGGAUCCAGGAACCAUUGAAACCCACCAGUGGGCUGCUGAAGGUUUCCUCUGACCAGGGCCGGCCCAAGCCUCCAUGGUUUUGGGGCCCUCUAGUUCUGAAUCAGCAGUCCGAUCAUUAGAUCAUU
Messenger RNA from Poecilia reticulata (guppy), 2511 nucleotides. The record is from RefSeq and is a predicted model, not a curated record. Lineage: Eukaryota; Metazoa; Chordata; Actinopteri; Cyprinodontiformes; Poeciliidae.